AUGGUGAAGCUUGAAGUGAACGGAUUUGGUCGUAUUGGGCACCUGGUUACUAGGGCUACCUUCAACUCUGGCAAAGCAGAUACUGUUGCCAUCAAUGACUCUUUCAUUGACCUCAACUACAGGGUCUACAUGUUCCAGUAUGACUAUACCCAUGGCAAGUUCAAAGGCACAGUCAAGGCUGAGAACAGGAAACUUGUCAUCAACGGGAAGGCCAUCUCCAUCUUCCAGGAGCGAGAUCCCGCCAACAUCAAAUGGGGUGAGGCUGGUGCCGAGUAUGUUGUGGAGUCUACUGAUGUCUUCACCACCAUGCAGAAGGCUGGGGCCCACUUGAAGAGUGGGGUCAAAGGGUCAUCAUCUCUGCCCCUUCUGCUGAUGCCCCCACGUCUGUGAUGGGUGUGGGACUGUGAGAAGUAUGACAACUCACUCAAGAUUGUCAGUAAUGUCCUGCACCACCAACAGCUUAGCCAACUCCUGCCCCAGCCAAGGUCAUCCAUGCCAUCGCUGCCUCCCAGAAGACUGUAGAUGGCCCCUCUGGGAAGCUGUGAUGUGAUGGCCAUAGGAUUGCCCAAAACAUCAUCCCUGUAUCCACUGGUGAUGCCAAGGCUGUGGGCAGGUCAUCCCAGGGCUGAACGGGAAGCUCACUGGCUUGGCCUUCUGUAUUACACCCCUAACAUGUCCAUCUUUAAUCUGACAUGCUACCUGGAGAAAGUUCCAAGUAUAAUGACAGCAAGAUGGUGGUGAAGCAGGCAUGGGAGGGCCCACUAAAGGGCAACCUGGCCUACACUGAGGACCGGGUUGUCUCCUGCAACUUUAAUAAGGAUGCCCACUCCUCCACCUUUGAUGCUGGGAUUGACAUUGUUCUCAAUGACAACUCUAUAAAGCUCAUUUCCUGGUAUGGUACUGGUAUGAUAACGAAUCAUACAGCAACAGGGUGGUGGAUUUCAUGGCCUACAUGGCCUCCA
Peromyscus eremicus (cactus mouse) is the source of this 962-nucleotide messenger RNA. RefSeq names its product glyceraldehyde-3-phosphate dehydrogenase-like. Lineage: Eukaryota; Metazoa; Chordata; Mammalia; Rodentia; Cricetidae. The transcript has a single exon. The record is from RefSeq and is a predicted model, not a curated record. Gene Ontology annotation, molecular function: NAD binding; oxidoreductase activity, acting on the aldehyde or oxo group of donors, NAD or NADP as acceptor. The coding region runs from base 1 to 390 and encodes 129 amino acids.